AUGAACCUCAGGAGAAAAACGUUAGACAGUAUAUAUGCUGCCACAAUGGCUAUGCAUUCGAACGGUACGGUCGAGUUGGUACGACGUCCCUCGUUGACUGUAGAACCACAAAGACUCCACUGUGCAGCAAUGAGGGAAACGAAGUCUCAGGGCAUCAAAGAAAGUGAGCACUCUUGGUAUAUUCAAGGCAACGAGGUCGCAAGAGAGGCAUCUAUCUUCGAAGGUGAAAUGAUCAAGCGAUACAACAUCACCAGGGGAUGUGAGGCCAAUCCUGUACGGACUACCGGUGAAGGGGCAGGAAGUGGAGAUGACUUCAUCGAUACAUCGGAACGAGAUGACUUGAUUUGUGUGUGGGCACGAGCAAAAGUGAGUUCCACAAUCCUUCGAUGACUCGAUGGUAUGAUAUCCAAAAUAGAGCUAAAUGAAAGGGCAGAGACAAGGCUGGGAGAACCAUAUCCAUGGAAUUCGGAUGGUGAUCUGA
Ascochyta rabiei is the source of this 481-nucleotide messenger RNA. RefSeq lists its product as uncharacterized. The transcript has a single exon. NCBI's taxonomy places the organism in Eukaryota, Fungi, Ascomycota, Dothideomycetes, Pleosporales, Didymellaceae. The record is from RefSeq and is a predicted model, not a curated record. The coding region runs from base 1 to 390 and encodes 129 amino acids.